GGUCAGUCUAUCACCAUAACAGGACCAAGUACCUUUGAAACACCAACAUCAGAACUCAGAAUUACCUGUACACCAAGCUCAGCCGGUAUCUCAGAUAUCAAUGUCAUCACUCUCCUAAAAAUUUCUAGUUCUACAGAUUAUCAAACAGUAGUAUCUGUUGCCUAUAAUAAACCCACCUCAUCCUCAGUAAUAAGCUGGGGUAAUGCUGUCAGUCAGAGCAGGGCGGGGGUGUCAGCCACAGGAAAUGUGGACACGGUAUCUGGAGCUCAGAUUGUGUUUACAAUCGCCACAAAUAGGACAAACUGUAAUGAUGGCGGAGCUUACCAAUGUAAUAUGGGUGUAACUCUAGCAGGUGGUAGUGGUGGUGUAGCGACAGCUGAAAAAUAUAUCACAGCUAAAGUUCAACCGAUAUCCACUAACGACAUGACCGUGUUUCCCUUCCCCAAAUGUGGAGAGCGUAUAUUACUCCGUGGGAUCCUCACUAAUAUUCACUUGUACAGGCACUGUGGGAAGUGACAAAAAACCACACAUGGUGUUACAAGCGUGCCACUGAUCAAGGAUAUACUGGCUACCCAACUGCAGCUGACAUUAACCAGAAUGAUAACGGUUUGGUGACGUCCGGGUGUAACUACCAACGUACCAGUACACUUAUCUACAAUGUGAAAAAUGACGACACCAACACCACGUUUAUGUGUGAACCAUUCACUGGAACCGUGUGUGGCUCUAAUCCAGCCUCACUGAUAACAUACAAAUCCAUCAGAAGAUAUUCAUCAGGUGGAACAACAUGCGGUCAAGGUGAUACUGGAGAUGACGUCACACCUUGGAUCAUCGUCGCUGUUAUAUUCAUCAUUGCGACUGUUGUCCUUACUACCACUGUUGCCUACCUAUGUCGUAAAGUAUUAGAAUAUAAAGAUCGUUUACAUCAAAGCGUGAACUACGAGGUGGUGAACAGAGGAUUUUCAGGAAAUGAUGAGCACGUGUACAACACGUCGGACAAUUACGAAAUACCACAAAUAUAGACUAAACAAUGCAGCUACGAGGUGUGGAUAAUCGAGGGUACACAAACUAUCAAACUAAGUGUAUUACUGUUGUUGCCAAGGAUACAUAUACCAACAACUAAGUGUAUUACUGUUGUUUCCAAGGAUACACAUACCAACAAACUAAGUGUAUUUACUGCUGUAACCAUGGAUACACAUACCAAUAAACUAAGUGUACUACUGUUGUAACCAAGGAUACACAUAUCAACAAAUUAAGUGUAUUACUGUUGUAACCAAGGAUACACAUAUCAACAACUUAAGUAUAUUACUGUUGUUACCAAGGAUACACAUACCAACAUGCUUAGUGUAUUACUGUUGUAACAAGGAUACACAUACCAACAAACUAAGUGUAUUUACUGCUGUAACCAUGGAUACACAUACCACCAAACUAAGUGUACUUACUGCUGUAACCAAGGAUACACAUACCAACAAACUAAGUGUAUUACUGUUGUAACCGAGGAUACACAUACCAACAAACUAAGUGUAUUACUGUUGUAACCAAUUAUACAUAUAUCAACAAACUAAGUGUAUAACUUUGGUUGUAACCAAGGAUAAAAAUAACAUAAAAGUAUGUGUGUAAUUGUUAUUGUGGCCGAGGAUACACUUCGAAAACAAUAAUUCGGGACACCUGGACUCGACUGUCAAGUAAAAUGUAUGACAAUCCGAACCUUCCGCCUUUAAUCCUGUGACCUUGAAACUUUGUGAAAAUGAAUCUUUAAUUCAUCCCUUCAAAUGCAUAAAAUUUUACAAACAAAUGUCCCUUCAAACUAGGAAAUUGGGACUUUAUUGGGGUUUUUUUGGGAGGGGGGAUUCGCCACAUCUAAUAGGUGCACCAACCCCUGAAUUUUGAACCGUAAAACCUUAAACCUUUUCCACAAUAUAAUUAACAUGUAUCUUUUCGGUAAGUUCCAUAAAACCUCAUUUCUUAUUUCACUUAAAGCGCCCCUUAUGUGGCCUUUAAAGCCCUUUAUGUUGUGUUUACUUCAUGCAUUUCCAGUAAGGCAUAGAGCUUACCAAGUUUAAUUUUGAUUAACACAACUGUUUUUUUUAGUAAAUAACAUUGUUACAUUCUGCCCCUUUUCUGUCCCAUCCCUAUUUGACCAGUAAGGCACAUUUAGGUUUAAUACGGCUGCUGAUAACAUGCUGCCUGCCAAGUUCAAUUGAAAUACCUCCACUGACAUUUGAUAAUUCAAUUAAAGACGUUUUUUUUCUUA
Molecule: messenger RNA, 2251 nt
Organism: Pecten maximus
Lineage: Eukaryota; Metazoa; Mollusca; Bivalvia; Pectinida; Pectinidae
Exons: 7
Coding region: 690-1019 (109 amino acids)
Source: RefSeq, a predicted model, not a curated record